Molecule: messenger RNA, 1977 nt
Organism: [Candida] anglica
Lineage: Eukaryota; Fungi; Ascomycota; Pichiomycetes; Serinales; Debaryomycetaceae
Source: the annotation of a GenBank genome assembly
AUGGAGGAUUUCAUUCUUGGUCAGGGCUAUGGCUAUGGCUUUGCCUUGGGUAUUGGUGCUGGGUUCGCCUUAUUGAUGGUUGUUAUCUCUAAUCUUCUCUCUAGAUAUAUGGGAGAAGUCCAAUCUUCUGAACGAUUCUCCACCGCUUCACGGUCGGUUAAGUCUGGACUUAUCGCAUCCUCAACGGUUUCUGCAUGGUGUUGGCCCGCAACUUUACUAUCUUCUGGUGCUUGGGGUUACUCGUAUGGAAUAAGUGGUCCAUAUCUAUAUGCAAUUGGAGGUGCAGUUCAAAUUACCCUAUUCCUGUUUCUCGCUAUUCAGAUCAAAAGAAACUCUCCAGGAUGCCACACAGUUGCACAAUUGAUAUCAGUGCGCUUUGGAAAGGAAGGUCAUUGGUGUUAUUUGGCAUAUUGCAUUGGUACCAAUAUUCUAGUAUCUUCUCUCUUGUUACUAGGUGGCUCACAAGGGUUUGCUUCAACCACGGGUAUGCAUGUCGUUGCUGCUUCUUUCCUUCUUCCAUUGGGUGUCAUUUGCUAUACACUUUUUGGAGGUCUCAAGGCUACCUUCAUCUCAGAUUGGAUCCAUACUGUAAUUAUUUACGUGAUCAUGCUUGUUGGAUGUUUUAUGAUAUACGUGGGGUCUCCAUUAAUUGGCUCUCCCGUUAGGAUGUAUGAGCUUUUAAAAGAGGCUGACAUCGCAUUCCCUAAUACAACUGGUACCAGCUACUUGAGUUUCCAUGAUAAAGAUAUGCUUCUUCUAGCAUUUGCUGUUACUCUUGGGGGUUUAUGUUCAGUGUUUGGAGAUCCCGGGUAUUCUCAAAGGGCAAUUGCAUCUGAUUCACAGAGUGUUUUCAGUGGGUAUAUGGUUGGUGGGAUCUGUUGGUUUGUGAUUCCUUGGGCGCUUGGCUCCCUGGCAGGGUUGGCAUGUAGAGCAUUGUUAACCAAUCCAGCUCUCUUCACUUACCCAAACCAGCUCACCGAUGAACAGGUCAACGCCGGAAUGCCAGUUAUCUUCGGGUUGGCGGCUGUAUUAGGAAAAUCUGGGGCAGCUGCUGGGUUGUUAAUGCUUUUCAUGAGUGUUACAUCUGCAACUUCUGCCGAGUUAAUCGCCUUCUCGUCCAUUUGCACCUACGAUAUUUACCAAACUUAUAUCAAUCCAAGUGCAUCCGGCAAGCAACUUGUCCGAGUAGCACACGCUACGGUCAUUGGAUUUGGUCUCUUCAUGGCUAUUAUUGCAGUUGUAUUUAACUAUUUGGGUGUCACUGUGGGCUGGCUUUUAAGUUUUAUGGGAAUUAUUCUUUCACCAGAGGUUUCGGCAAUCACUUUGGCUAUUUUCUGGAAGAAAAUGUCUAAAGAAAGUUUUAUCAUUGGUUCCGUUGUAGGCACACUAACGGGAAUAGCAUGUUGGAUUGGAUCCACAUAUGCAUAUGCAGACGGGAUCAUUAACAAAGAUACCGUGAUGGUGAACCAAGCACUACUCAUUGGAAAUAUCGCAUCUCUUGCAAGUGCAUUCGUUUGUUACGUGGUUAUCUCAUUAAUAAAGCCAUCAAGUUUUGAUUUCAAGGUCUUUUCAACUGCAUUCCAUGCUGGAGAUGAUGCAGAUCAAAAGGAGAAAGAUGCUAUGGAAACCACAGAAGGAGUUAAAGACAUCUUGAAAACUCAUGCUAAAUGGGCGGGAGGUAUAAACAUUGUUGCCACAUUGGGUGGUCAUAUUAUUAUCCCAGUUGCUUAUUAUGCCUCCAAUUACAUUUUCUCCAAGACUUAUUUUGUUCUUUGGAUUGUAAUUAUGUUGAUAUGGCUUCUUAUUUCCUCUGCGUACAUUGUGUUUUUCCCAUUAUGGCAAGGCCGUCAUUCGAUUAAAAGAGUUUUAAUGUCAAUUCUACGAAAAUCGAAAGAUGUUGAAGAUGAAAACUCCUCGGCACACUCUUCAGUGGAGUUUGUGAAUAUCAUCGUCGAAAACAAGAACCAAGUAGUAUGA